Neohortaea acidophila is the source of this 633-nucleotide messenger RNA. RefSeq lists its product as uncharacterized. NCBI's taxonomy places the organism in Eukaryota, Fungi, Ascomycota, Dothideomycetes, Mycosphaerellales, Teratosphaeriaceae. The transcript has a single exon. The annotation marks the transcript as partial. The record is from RefSeq and is a predicted model, not a curated record.
AGUCCUCCGCCGCCCGCGCAGUUCCGCAGCAGCGUAUCCUUCGACACCUUCAACAACAAAGAGGCGAGCGACUUCAGCUUGACGCUCAACAGAAAGCACCGCGACUACAAAUACACCAAGCGCAGUCGCACAUUCCUGUGUGGCACGGAUACGAACGACUACUCCGACACGGCGCUAGAGUGGCUGAUUGAUGAGCUGGUCGACGAUGGGGAUGAGGUGGUAUGCCUGCGGGUGGUAGAAAAGGACAGUAAGGAGGCGCUCAAGUGGAGUGGUGGAUUGGGAGAGAAGGGAUAUCGAAACGAGGCGGAGAGGUUCCUUGACGCGAUUGAGAAGAAGAAUACGGAGGACCGCGCGAUCUCGUUGAUCUUGGAGUUCUCCAUCGGGAGGGUGCAAGAGACGAUUCAGCAGAUGAUCCGCAUUUACGAACCGGCCAUGCUGGUCGUCGGAACUCGUGGCCGAUCGUUGACGGGCUAUCAAGGCUUGCUCAGUUCCGGAUCGGUCAGCAAGUACUGCCUGCAAUACUCGCCCGUCCCCGUCAUUGUGGUACGGCCGAGCUCGAAACGUGAGGCGAAGAAGAAGAAGCGCCUCAAGGAUCCCGACAGGAUGGGUUACCGAGACAUCCUGGACAAGAGC